Messenger RNA from Callorhinchus milii (elephant shark), 4957 nucleotides. RefSeq names its product zinc finger E-box-binding homeobox 1-like. Lineage: Eukaryota; Metazoa; Chordata; Chondrichthyes; Chimaeriformes; Callorhinchidae. The record is from RefSeq and is a predicted model, not a curated record. Bases 157 to 3279 code for a protein of 1040 amino acids. Gene Ontology annotation, biological process: regulation of transcription by RNA polymerase II; anatomical structure development. The transcript has 8 exons. Gene Ontology annotation, molecular function: RNA polymerase II cis-regulatory region sequence-specific DNA binding; DNA-binding transcription factor activity, RNA polymerase II-specific.
CUGUGAAUUUUGAAUCAGUAGCAAGUUUUUGAUGGUGAUAAUCACAUCGACCAGAUAGACAUCUCUCUCUCUCUCUCCCUCUCUGAGUCUCUCUCUCUGUCUCUGUGUGUGUCUCUCUCUCCAGACCUGGGACUGAGCCUCAAUGAAUUAGGAGCUAUGGCUGAUGGGCUCAGGGGGAAGAGAAGGAAACAACCCAACCCCCAGAGAAAUGACGUCGCUGACAUCAGAAAGGCGGAGGAGGUAGGCUCUGACACACACGAUGACGACAAAAUGUCCCAGACCGAGGGGGACGAGAUGAGGAGGGAGUUCAACCCAGUCAAGGCAUCAGAACACUUCUCUGUCAAUUGCUGGAGUCCGGAGAGGGAGGACAAGGGUGAAAGAAUGACAGAAACAGCUCCAUGCCCAAACGAUGAAGGAAGGAGAAACGAUGAAGGAAGAAGAGAGAACACUGAAGACAGGAGCCCAAUCAGCGAGAUGGACUAUGACAAGCACAACGGGGAGUUCAUCACCUACCCUGAAGCCACUCUAACCAGGGGCUUCAGCCCACUCUCCGCAGACCAGCAGCAGAACGCAGUCACCCCGGAGAAACGCGACGCCUUUGCCCAGCUCCUGACGUGCCAUUACUGUGAGCGAGGGUACAAGCGGCUGACCUCGCUGAAGGAGCACAUCAGCAAUCGGCACGAGAGGACUGAGGGCAACUUCUCCUGUACCCUGUGCGGCUACACCUUCGCCUACCGCGGCCAGCUGGACAGGCACAUGGCACUUCACAACUGUGCUCUGGAUCAGGGUCAAGUGCUGGGUGACAGUGCUGGGAUCCGCAAAUUCAAGUGCACCGAGUGUGGUAAAGCCUUUAAGUACAAGCACCACCUCAAAGAGCACCUACGAAUUCACAGCGGCGAGAAACCUUAUGAAUGUCCAAACUGCAGGAAGCGAUUUUCCCAUUCCGGGUCUUACAGCUCCCACGUAAGCAACAAGAAAUGCGUCAGUUUCCCUUCCACAAACAGCAAGAAGCCCAGCGCCGUUAAGCCAGUCUCGUCCACGCUGAUAUCCAGUUCGACCGCCUUAUCCACGACGCCAUCCAGCCCGAGUGAGGACAGAAUGGAUCCGCUCAGGAGUAAAGGCGAGCCAUCAGAUUGCAAAGACCUCAAGCGGUUGGAUGGAUCACUCAAGUUUGGUGGCUGUAGAACACCCAUCAACGGGAGCUCUGAUCCUGGGAACCUACAGUCUAUUAACCAUGCACUCCAAAGCCAAUUCCAGUAUUCGGGCAAGAUGGAUCCUUCCACGACGACCAGCAGCACUGCACAAAACAUCCUUAGGCUGAUGGACAGCAUUCUCAUACGUAGGAAGAUGGAGGAGAAACACGAGGCACUGGCAAGCGUCAGAGGUUGGAACGGAAGCGGCUCUGGAUUCAGGACUUUAAUGAACGAAGGGCAAGAGAGUCCGAGUCCGCCUUUCCAAACUCCAUUUUUAGGCUUUCCGUUUGUGAAUCCCAACGGCGGAGCGAAAUCCGUCCUGAACUGCACGCUGGAGAGAUACAAGAAUGAUAUUAUGGAUGGCUUGGACCUGGGUCAAGAGGCGAACAAGGGUCUGAGCUUGAUCACCCGGGUGAUUCUGCCUUUCUCCGGCCCGGACGAUUGCUGCGAUGAACGGCGCCAAUGUGACCGCUGCUGGCAGCGGUUCACCCAACCCAUCGAGCUCUACCAGCACCAGAAAUACUCGUGUCGACCAGCUCAGGGCUACAGCGGGGUCAAGCAAGACUCCGCACUGCUCUUCCCAGCCGGGGAGAAUAACAUACCCACUUCCAGGUCGUACCGCCUGCCUUUCGGUGACUACUACGGCAAUGUCAAGGAAAUCGCCAGAGGUGAAAAGGCACCAUUUCACACUCUCACCCCCAAUAACUCCUCCCAGGACUUUCUGAAAAAAAUAAUCGAGAAGAGGCACUUUGAUCCCAACGAAAUCCCUGUGUCGGAGGAAGUCUGUGAAAAACUAUUGAUUUUACAAAGCACUACUCAGGGAUCUUCAGAUUCCCCCGUCCAAUGUCCAAGGCUCCCUUCGAAGGCUAGGGUAACGUUGUUGACCAAGGAACCAAAUCGUUAUGACUCUCUGCUCAGGUCGAGAAGCUGUGGGGUUUCAUCUUCCGACAGCACGAGAGAACAAGACCUGGAGAUGAUCACUUCGCCAUUGAAUCUGACUUCUUCAAAGGCUUCCUUGAGGAUCUCCUCAACUCCAGACAGCGUCUCGUCUGAAGAAACUCAGGUGGAGCCAUUGGACCUGUCAUUACCCAAACACAAGCGAGACCUCAAGGACAGAUUCCCUGCAAAAGGCCAGGCCAGUGAGUUGGGGAACAGUAUUUCAGACCAAAUGGAGAAUGAAAAUGCAUUGCAAUCUGCCUUCUUAAAGAUUUCCUCAACAGGUUAUGCUACAGUCAACACCUCAGAUAAAGAUACCAAAGAGGUAUUCGGUUUCCAUGGUUUGAAUGCCAAAUCCUUGUACACCAUGAUCCCACUUGCAAGUACGUUCCCGCCCAGUGCCUUUCUUUCCUCCUUCCCUGGUUUCCAGCACCAUCCUCUGAAUGGCAUGAGCUUCCCUCUGCAUCGUCCCUAUAUAUCGGACAAUGACCUUCAACCGAAGAAGAGCGACCAGCAGGAACAAUUCAUUCUGGGAGAGCUCCUCAGAGCGACUGCGCCUCACAACAACUUGCUGGCGAUGGCCGAAGAGACAGAUUUCGAAUCCGAGCCGAGCAGAAAGCGACUUCGGAAGACAGAGAGCGGGAUGUAUCCUUGCGAAUUGUGCGACAAGACAUUCCAUAAGAGCAGCUCGCUCCUGAGACACAAGUACGAACACACAGGCAAACGGCCCCAUCAGUGCGAGGUCUGCAAUAAAGCCUUCAAGCACAAGCACCACCUCAUUGAGCAUCAGCGGCUCCACUCAGGAGAGAAGCCCUAUCAGUGUGACAAGUGUGGAAAGCGCUUCUCCCAUUCGGGCUCCUAUUCCCAGCACAUGAACCACCGCUACUCCUACUGCAGAAAGGACGAGGAGGAAGCAGGAUCAGGGCAGCCUACAGUGGGCGCCAUAGGAUGGGGAGAUGUCCUUGCCAAUGAGGCGCAGGGCAAAGAGGGUCCUGAGAUCAGGGAGGCUGAGAGAGGAGAUGGGGAGGAGCAUGCGAAGGGGGCGCCACAGGACACUGAAGACGAAGAAGAGAGUGGCUCCAGCCAGGCCCCGAGAGAUAAGGAGAGCACGUCAGUGGAGGGGAGCUCAGUGGGCGAUGAAAGCUCAUAGGCAGAGAGUGAGAAACAGAACCAUUCUGUUGACACUAACAAAACUUUUGACUGUUCCUGAUUCAAAGAACGACGUGCCACUGGGUGAGGGAAAUGGUCUCUCACAUUCUCUCCCUCUCUCUCUAGAUGGCCACUGGCUAUUUCCAAGACCUAUCUCUCCAUGAAUAGUCAGUAAAUGGGUCACCUAAAGCUGAGAGAUGCGCUCAGGGUCCCUCAAGAACAAGCCUGGCUGGUAGAGAGUUAGCCCUUUCAGUCUUAAGUGUGAGACAGAGAGAGAGAGAGAGAUGGAGAGAAAUCAUUUUCAUUUUAUGUUGCAGGUGUUCUGGGGAGGGGCUCAAGGCAAGCAAUUCCCACAGAGGAAUGACUAACACCAAAUGAUGAGUCUCGUCAUCAAAUUCUGGUACCGUUUGGGUUUUUGCACAAAAUAAAGGGUUGAGUUGACAUUCUCUGCCCAGGGCACGGAAUAGACUCCCUUAGUCACACACAUGCAUUUAUAGGUUAAAGCUGCCCAGCCUGUGUGUUCAAGGCUCAGUCGGACAGUCAUCAAUCUCAGGGUGGAUUACAAAUGGGCACAGAGGGAGGGAGGGAGGGAGGGAAAAGCAACAAAGAAUAGCAAAAGACGCUCAUUAAAUUUGACCACUCCAACCCCAGUCCAGCCUCAACAGAAAACAGGGGCAAGGGGCUGUCAGAAAAGAGCAAUUCAAGGGUGACGUCAACGGGGAGCGGUAAUCAAGUCACGUAAACAGUAUUAUUAGCUGGUUAACAGGACUGAAUUUUUCUUUGCCAGAAAAGUAUUUUGCUACAACAGUGCAAUUUUAGAAAAGAAAAAAAGAAAGUUUAUUCUACAUGGGUUUUUGUAAUUUUGAAAGGACUAAGAAUGAGCGCCCCCCGUUUUCAGGGGUGAUGUUAUUAGUGAUCUUAUGAUGCUUUUAUCGGUGUCUAAAAGGCGAGAUCUUCAGCAGUGGUCUUGAAGUGUUUGCAAAGCUCAAGUCCUCCCGGGAACUCUGCUCUGACCCACUUGGAAAAAAGAAUGGAACGGAUUCCGAGCUCAAGUGGUUUGUGUGUGAGUGUGUGUGUGUGUGUGUGUGUCUCACAAACGCAGAAUGCAGUAGCAUUCAAUCUUUGCAAAUUCUGCACAGAAGCAGAACCAGCCUCCAACUCUGCGAGAACAUCUCAAAGCACUUCGCAGGAUUCACUGUAAAGUGUAGUAACUGUGUGCUUUGCAGGCGAACACCUCAAGUGUAUUAGAUCUCGGUGGAUCCCAGUCCCCACCCCAGUCAGUGUACUGAGACUUCUGUGCUCGAGCGGGAGAUUCUAGGUAAGGAACUUCACAGGGAUAAUUUUCUCAUGAAAGUAUUACUAUAUAUAUAUGUGUGUGUAUAUAUAUAUAUAUAUAAACACUCUAGAAAAACCUGAAAUUCCAUGUACCUAGAAGCCCAUUUUAUCUUAAAAUUUAAGAUGGGGCAGAACUGCACAACCUUCUUAAAUUAACACCUAAUUUGGAAGCUAAUUUGGUUUUAAAAAGGACCGGCUUCCAACUGAAGAGCUUUUGCACAAUUCUGCACAAGGUUAAAGUUUAAAGCGGAAUAGUCUUAGACUCAGCUGCAUGUCAGGACUGACAUUCUAAUAUUUCUAUCCCCCCCCGCCUAAGUUACAACAACAACUUACAUUGCCUUUCA